GUAUUUUAUAGAAGCAGUGUUUUAUGGUCUGUUACUGAUAUAAUAUUUCUAUAGUCACGACUGUCAUUACGCUUAUAUGACUGUAUACAGGCGAAUGACCAUUGAAUAAAAUGUUUGCAUCAUCGCAGAAAAUGCAACUAAAUAUUAUGAUUUGUUAUUACUGAUACUGCAGUUUUUGUAUUUUAAUACGACCGGCGAAGUGACAUAAGCCUAACAUGGCUACUGUUAAAGUAACCGAACAGAAGGUUAUCCUAUGUGGUGAAUAUGGUGUUGGAAAGACAUCUAUAUUUAGGCGGUUCGCGAAUAAUACGUUUAUAGCGAGUAGCGAUAGAAAAUCGACAUUGGGUCUCGAUAAUAUCGAUAAAGAAUAUGUUGUUGAGGACAGACGAAUACGAUUGCAAUUGUGGGAUACGGGUGGUAUGGAAAGAGUUGCAUCAGUAACGUCCAGCUAUUAUAAAUUUGCAGAAGCUGCUAUACUAGUUUUUGCAUUAGAUAAUUCAACAUCUUUUCAUCUCUUAUCUCAACAUUUACUUGAUAUUGUUACGUAUGCUGAAAAUGCAAAAAUAUUUCUAUGUGGAAAUAAAAGUGAUUUAGAAAGCACAGCUCCACAAGUUACAGAUGCAGAAAUGGAACAAUUUUGUGAACAAUGUCACAAUUUAAUUUCUGGCAUAUAUAAGACAUCAUGUAAGACUGGAGAAGGGAUACAUGAAAUGUUUGAAGAUAUAGCACAGCAUCUAGUGGAAGCUAACAGAUCACGCAUGGAAUUGCAUGAAAUGGACAAAGACAGAUUUAAAAUUUCAUACAUUGAUGAAGCUGCUGAUCCAUCAUGUUUGUGCUAAAUAAAAAAUAUUAGCAAGUGUAUGAUCCUGAUGCAAUAUUCUUUACAACUCGGAUAACUCAACACAGUAAUAAAAUGUGAUGAGUGAAAAUACCUUUUUAUAUCAAGUAACGAUAAUGCCAAGUUUUUCUAUGAGAGAAAUAUCACGAAACAAGAAAUGGGGAAAAAAGGGGGAAUAUUAAUAGAAUUUAUAUGAAAUUGAAAUUAAACUUUGAAAAAGUCAUAAAAGCAGAAAAGUUUAAAUAAACAUUUAUUACAUAUUGAAAAGUAUUUUACUUAAUUAAACUUAAUUUAUUUAUAUCACUCACAGUCAGCAUUGUAUAUUUGAUCCACAUUAUCUUCAUAUUAAAUAAUUGGAACUAUAUAAAAUGUCAUUAGUGUUGAGUCCAUUUAAUAGUUUUCAAAUCAAUUCCCUCUUCGACCAUUUCCCAUAAUGGACUGCAAAAGCAAUUUAAAUAUGUAUUACUAAGUAUAUAUAAAAAAUAUAUAAGGCCAUAUAUUCUUAA
Messenger RNA from Frieseomelitta varia, 1344 nucleotides. RefSeq names its product ras-related protein Rab-6.2 (gene RabX6). Gene Ontology annotation, molecular function: GTPase activity; GTP binding. Bases 216 to 839 code for a protein of 207 amino acids. NCBI's taxonomy places the organism in Eukaryota, Metazoa, Arthropoda, Insecta, Hymenoptera, Apidae. The transcript has 3 exons. The record is from RefSeq and is a predicted model, not a curated record.